UGUUUCCUUUCCACCCUUUUUCCACUUUCCAUUUUCGAACAAAGGAAAAAAAAGUUAAGGAAAAACCGAAGAACAGAGCUCGGAAAUCUCCCCGUCUUUCUUCCUCCUCCGCUGAUUCCUCCCAGCCCGAAUCCGCCCCCAUUCCCCGCCCUCGCAACUGGGCGCGCCGGCGGCGACGGGACACGACGAGCCAGGGCUGCCGGUGCUGCGCUGUCGGCCGUGGAUUGGAUUCUCCUCCUUCUCCCGCGCCUACUUUUUGCGGUCCCCUCUUCGUCAGCGCGCAGGGUGGAUCCGAGCUGAAUCCGCAGGACUUUUCCCAGGCGCGGUUCAGCAUAUUUCUCCCAAAAAACAAUGGUGGCGUGCAGGCUGCUGUGAUGGUCGGCUCCCUUGUUGGCUCAGACCAGUUGACCAGGAGAGGCUCAGCGGGUUGGACGUGACCGGGGUCACCAAACCCCUCUUGUACAUUCAUUUCGAUAUCAAUCCAGUGGUUGCUCUGAUGGACCAGCUCGCUAUCCUCGCCACGGAGCUGGGCGACACGUCGGACUUCGAGCACGACGGCAUCACCGAGAACGAUGUCAGCGACGAGGAGAUCGAGCCGGAGGAGCUGGCGCGGCGGAUGUGGAAGGACAGGGUCAGGCUCCGGAGGAUCAAGGAGCGGCAGCAGAGGCUGGCGCUGGCGCAGGCCGAGCUCGACAAGUCCAAGCCCAAGCAGAUAUCUGACCAGGCCAUGCGCAAGAAGAUGUCGAGGGCGCACGACGGGAUCCUCAAGUACAUGCUCAAGCUCAUGGAGGUGUGCAACGCCCGCGGCUUCGUCUACGGGAUCAUCCCCGACAAGGGGAAGCCCGUGAGCGGCGCGUCGGACAACAUCAGGGCUUGGUGGAAGGAGAAGGUGAGGUUCGACAAGAAUGGGCCGGCGGCGAUCGCCAAGUACGAAGAGGAGAACUUGGUGGCCGCGGACGCUCUGAGCAGCGUGGUCAGGAACGAGCACAGCCUCAUGGAUCUCCAGGACGCCACUCUGGGCUCGCUGCUUUCGUCGUUGAUGCAGCACUGUGACCCGCCGCAGCGCAAGUUCCCGCUGGAGAAGGGCACCCCGCCCCCGUGGUGGCCUGCGGGGAAUGAGGAAUGGUGGGUUUCCUUGGGCCUUCCGAGGGGAGAACUCGCUCCGUACAAAAAGCCUCAUGAUCUUAAGAAGGUUUGGAAGGUUGGCGUGCUUACGUGUGUUAUCAAGCACAUGUCACCAAACUUUGAUAAGAUCAGAAAUCAUGUGCGCAAAUCCAAGUGUUUGCAGGAUAAAAUGACUGCGAAGGAGAGCCUGAUUUGGCUGGGAGUCCUACAGAGGGAGGAAAGGCUUGUUCGCAGCAUCGACAAUGGUGUCUUGGAGAUUACUUACCACAGUGCUCGAGAGGACAGAAAUGAAACGGGGAACACACAUAGCAGCAGUAAUGAGUAUGAUGUUGUUGGUUUUGAGGAGGCACCUCUUUCUACAUCAUCUAAAGAUGAUGAGCAGGGUCUUCCUCCAGCUGCACAAUCCAGCGAUGAGAAUGCCUCAAGGGAAGACAGAGAAAGGCCGAACGCUAAACAUCCUAAUCAGGCUGUUCGUCCUAAGGCAGGGACAAAAGAACAACCAAAGAGAAAAAGAGCACGUCGCAGUAUCGUUGCUAUUGAGCAGCAGGUACACGGAACUGAUGGUGCACCCGAAAAUUCAAGAAAUCUGAUUCCUGAUAUGAACCGACUGCACCAAAUAGAAGCUCCAGGCAUGGCCAACCAGAUUAGCUUCAAUCAGGUGGUCAUUACAAGUGAAGCUUUACAACACACAGGAGUUGCUCAAGGGCAUGCCUAUCUUCCUGGUUCUGGGGUUAGUAGAUUUGAUCGUUUUGAUAGAGCCCAAGCUGUGAAUGCUACUCCUGUAAGCAUGUACAUGGGAGGACAUCCUUUACCUCACGAAGGUAGUUCCAGAUCAGAGUCUGGAAAUCCCUUUCCACUGGACCCUGAUUCUGAUAUUAAUAAUUUGCCCAGUAGUUAUCAGACUUCACCUCCGAAACAAUCACUGCCAGUAGCUAUGAUGGAUCAUCAUGUGGUUCCCAUGGGUAUCAGGGCACCAGGUGACAACAGUCCUUAUAUUGAUCAUGUAACUGGUGGUGGAAAUCCAACUUCUGUCCCUAUGCAACACCUCGCAGAUUUCCCGUUUUACAGCGAGCAAGAUAGGUUUGUUGGCAGUUCCUUUGAGGGUUUGCCUUUGGACUAUAUCAGCAUGAACAGUCCCAUCCCAGAUAUUGAUGAUCUGCUGCGUGACGAGGAUCUAAUGGAAUACCUGGGAACAUAACAUAGGUUAGGAAGCGCUCUGAUGCUUUUCUGUCACCCAUUUUUGUCUCACCGGGAUUACCAGCUUAACUUGAGUAUGGAAGGCUAAACUUGUCAUUUGAUACCAUCUGUACAUGGUUUAGGUUUGGAAUAGUAAAUAUUCCUGGAGAAAUAUAUAGUGAAAGAAAUGGAUAGUUCUUUGUAAUUUUGGAAUCUGUGAGAUAUGAAUGCCAUGUUCUCCUGCA
Lolium rigidum is the source of this 2546-nucleotide messenger RNA. RefSeq names its product ETHYLENE INSENSITIVE 3-like 3 protein. Gene Ontology annotation, cellular component: nucleus. The record is from RefSeq and is a predicted model, not a curated record. The transcript has 3 exons. Gene Ontology annotation, molecular function: DNA binding; DNA-binding transcription factor activity. Bases 497 to 2323 code for a protein of 608 amino acids. Lineage: Eukaryota; Viridiplantae; Streptophyta; Magnoliopsida; Poales; Poaceae.